CUCUUUUUUUAAAAAUAUUUCGCUCAUGCGCAGCACGCAUUAGAGAGUACUCACUCUCUCUAAAAACACACUUGCACUUAAAUAUUUACAUACAUACUUACAAACAUACCACUCAUGCACGUAUGAAAAUGUACAAAUUCCUUUGGAGAAAAACGAUUAGAGCUAAGCUAAAUGUCAGUAGCGAGCACGGCGGCGUUGACAAAGGCCACAGGAUACAAAGGACGAAAAGAAAUCGAAAGUCAUAUCUGAAGGCAUUGCCAAAAAGUUUAUACACUCUCUUGCAUGUUGGAUAUACAGACAGACGGUAGUGGUGUGCUAAAUGAAAAAAGGCAUUGAAAAGAAAAAUUUGAAAAUAAAAUUUAACUAAAUAAAUACAAUUUAAUAUAAAAUAAAAAAAUCAACGAAAGUACCUAACUGUUGCGUUUUGUUUCACUUAUAAAUCGGCAGCUAAGAAAUGUGGCAAAAUUUUAGUCAAAUAAAUCUGCAACAGCACAAACGAAUUAGUGGAGCAAUAGGAUUUUUGCUGCCGCUUUUGCUGCUUGUUUCCCUUUGUGAUGGCCUACAAUUAGGCGCUUUCACCACCAAAACGCCCAGGGUCACCAAGUAUACGACAAAGCCAGCGUCGUCCUCGUCAAUGAAUCACGAAGCCACCACAUCAAUUUAUCGCCUCAAUGCCACCAAUGGAAUCACUUGCAUUUUGGUCAGCGUGGAUGGUUUGAUUAGCAUUAAAUAUCGAAAUAAAUUGAAUGAGGAUGUCGAGGCGGACCUCUACCUUCCCGAUGAUCCCAAGUUAAGCGGCGAAUGUGUGGAGUCCAACUACGAAACAUUGCGGUUAGAGUUCAAAGGAUUCGUGCUGACGAUGACAUUCCGCAAGUCCUCUGGUGGUGAAGGCUGGUACAUCAACCUAUUCGAACUCACUUACUCUUCAUCGAAUUCGCUCUUCGAACAUCCUGAUCGCCCCAAUUUGGAUGUAAAGCUCACUUCUCCAGCACACACACCCAUGUACUUUCCAACGCCCGUCGGCAAAUCCUAUGUCUGCGAUAAAGAGCAGAGCGUCGUUCUGUAUGCGCCAAUCGAUUCGGGUGAUAUGUCUGGCCAUAUUGCGCGCCUCUAUCUGCGUGAUCUGCAUAUGCAAAGCUUUAUGUUCAAGGAGAGUGGCAAGUGGGGUCCACCGUUCCAUUGCAGUGCCACUGGGUCAUAUCGCGAUGAGACAGCACCACUAGCAGUGGGCACUGCGUUGGCGAUAGCUGUGCUGCUGACCAUUUCCGGCUAUGGUGGAUGGCGCUAUUUCAAGAUCAAGAAAGUGCAAUAUGGCUCGAUGGAGUAAGCUGGAGUGGCUUGAUGUAAUGUGUAUGUAUGUACAGUUACUUCGACAUUUACGUACCUACUAAAGUAUGCACCGCAGAUUUUACAAUAUGCAUGUAUGUAUAUUGUGAAUGGUUCCGCUUAAUGAUAAACAUCUGCUAAACAAAUUUGUUAUUGCUCCUAAUAGAAAUUUACAAAAUAGUAUUUUAAAAUAAACUGAUGAAAAAGAAAAAAAUAAAAUUAUCUGAAGGAGUAAAAUUAUUUCGUUAUUCGGUAGUGUAUUUGAAAAUAUGCAGCAAAAUACGCUGUGCCAAAUGCAUGGCGAUGAAGCGGAGAAAUUGUAAGCGAAAUAACAAAUGUACUUAAGUACAUAAAUAUUUACGUGCAUGAGAAUUGCAAAAAGUCUUCCAUUAUUGUUAAAUAAAUAAAAAACGAACCAAAUUACGCAUAAUGAAUGUAAAUGGACACUGCAAUGUGAACAUAUCCUAAUCUACACACACCUAUAUAUGUAUAUUAUAUGCACAUUCAAAAUAUUUUUGAUGAGUAUGUUUAAAAAAAACGAGUUUUGUAAAUAUAAAACUAGUAAAAUUUGAACGCUGAUACUAUGAAAGCGCUUUCUCUUCAAAAUGAAAAUUAAAUUGAACUCGGUUUUUAAUUACAAAAUAUAGAAAAUUAUUUGCAGACGUUCAAGAAUUUCGAACGGUAUUAUCAAUUUCCAAUAUUAAAUUUUACCUUGAAUCGCAUAAACAUUCAUACCACAUAUGAAAUCUAAAUGUUGUUAUUUCUUGCAAAAAAAAGAAUGUAUGCACACACAUAUAUUAUGUAUUUAAAAAUACAUAUAACACCACGGAAGCUCUUGGUUAAAUUGUCACAAAUUUAGCUUUCUUCGUUUAAACAUUUUGUUAAUUUACUUUCUAAACAAAAAAAAAUGUAGUAAAAAUUUAAUGUUUUGCAUAUAAAAAUUUAUAUCUAUGUAAAGAAUAAAUAAGAUGCUGUAACACUUGAAAUAUAAUACUAAUGUUAAAGCUGAAUUGAAAAAUAUUUGAUAUAAAAAAGAAAAUACUGUUUAUAAGAUAAAUUAAAUUAAAAAUUAAAUUCAUUAAUAUAUUACCGCAUUAUUACCUAAUAAAAAGAUUUUUAUAAAUUUGCAAAUUUAAGUUUUAGAGAAUUAUUAUACAUUUGCAUACCUAAGAAGUAUAUACAAAACAAAAAAAGUACCUAAACAUUACUAAGCAUCAGAACUUGACAUUAGAUACCACUGAAAAUCAUUAAGAGAAAAGGUUCUUUAAAUUUAAUUUGCCGAUUUGUUAUUAAAUUAUAGAAAAGCAUUAGUAUCGAUCUACUAGAAUUCAUGUCUGAUAAAGCAUAAUUUGGUUAAUCGAAAGUACUAAAAAUUCGUACGCUGAAAUGUAAAUAGUUGAGUACCCAAUUUCCCUAAAAAAAUUGAUACUUAUUAUACAAAAUUACCUAUAUAAAUACCGAAAAUAAAUAAACAUAUUAAACA
Messenger RNA from Rhagoletis zephyria (snowberry fruit fly), 2809 nucleotides. RefSeq names its product lysosome-associated membrane glycoprotein 5. NCBI's taxonomy places the organism in Eukaryota, Metazoa, Arthropoda, Insecta, Diptera, Tephritidae. The record is from RefSeq and is a predicted model, not a curated record. Gene Ontology annotation, cellular component: late endosome membrane; lysosomal membrane; plasma membrane. Gene Ontology annotation, biological process: establishment of protein localization to organelle.